Messenger RNA from Linnemannia hyalina, 6588 nucleotides. Lineage: Eukaryota; Fungi; Mortierellomycota; Mortierellomycetes; Mortierellales; Mortierellaceae. The record is from the annotation of a GenBank genome assembly.
AUGGACGCGACUUGGCACCGUCCAGCAACGGUCAAGGCCCAUUCUUCCAGGCGACUCCUUCGCAUCGCCGCCGCCCUUGUCCUCGCAUCCGUCUUCGCCCCCGCAGUCGUUAAUGUAGCCGCCGCUCCCUCAGACCCCAUCGUUACCGAGUACCGCUUCGACGAUGCCCCUCGCAAGCUCAGCUACUUUGCUGAUUCACCCGUGGUGUUGUAUCAUGACGUGGCGAAGAACGUCUAUCGCUCUCCGGAUGAAGGAAAGACAUGGUCGAGGAUCAAGGAUGUCAUACCCGCAAAAUCGAAUGCCUUGAUUAUGCAUCCUUUCGAUCCCAAGAGGGCGUACAUUCUUACCAAUGGCAAGACACAUUACAGGACAGAGGAUCAGGGAGCAAACUGGACACCAUUCGAUGUAGAGUUGCCACCAAUCGAGGAGGACCAUGUCCUCUCGUUCCAUGCCACACGGCCUGAUUUGAUUCUGAUCGCGGGAACAUCCACCAACGACCGCGGUCUAGGCCACGAUGAGACAUACUAUACCAAAGACGGAUUCAGAACAAGCCCAAAGCUGCUUUUGGCAUAUACACACAAGUGCGAGUGGGCAAUGUCGAGCCCCAAGUUUGACGAGGCGCCGACAGAGCUGAUCCAUUGUCUGGAGUUCAAGUCCAGGGUCGACGGAUCGACCACACUGGAUGAUGUACAUAUGGUCAAGAGUCAAGACUACUUUGCUACCAAGGAGCCAGUCGUCUUUGGCAGUCUCGAUCGAUCUGCAAUUGUCAACUUUGUUACCAAGGAGACAUUCAUGUUGGCAGCUGAGAAACAUCUUACUACUGGCGACAUGUCGCUUUAUGUAUCGACGGAUGCCAAGGUUUGGGCCAAAGCCAACUUUCCCCAGCCUACGAACCUUCGCCAAAACUCGUAUACAAUUUUGGAGUCGACUGAAUACAGUUUGAUUGUGGAUGUCAAGGAAUCUCAGCAGGAUUCGUUCGGAAGUUUGAUGCUCAGCAAUUCCAACGGCACCUACUUUGUUCGGUCAAAACAGUACACCAACCGUAACCAGUACGACACCGUCGAUUUUGAAAAGAUUCAGAACAUCGACGGCGUCUACAUUAUCAAUGUUGUCGAUAACCAUGAUGCUUCGCCACGCGACGACGAGAAGCAUUUGCGCACCCAAAUCUCAUUCGAGGCCGGUUCUAGUUGGCAGUACAUCAUGCCUCCAGAGGCCAGAGUUGACGGACGACGCCACAGCUGCCUUCCCAACAAUGAUGGAUCAUGCAGUCUUCACCUGCACUCGGUGACAUCAGCCAAGGUGGCUCCUCCCGUUUUCAGUUCAAAGGCGGCUCCUGGAGUGAUCAUGGGCGUUGGAAACGUUGGACCUUACCUGUUGCCUUGGUACGAGUGCGAUACCUACUUGUCCGAAGAUGGAGGUCUUACAUGGAAGGCAGCUCUGGAGCACCCUCACAAGUAUGAGUUUGGCGAUCAGGGCGGCCUGAUUGUAGCUGUCAGAGACGACGACACCCCUAUAUCUUACUUUCAGUACAGUGCUGAUCGUGGUCAAACUUGGAGAAAGUAUGACUUGGAUGAAAACAUCCGCCCUGGAGCAUUGAUUUCGGAUCCCGAGUCGACAUCUCAAAAGUUCAUGCUGUUUCAGCGCCCAGGCGAUAAGUUUGUCGGAUACCAUCUGGACCUGUCCAAUGUUUACAGUCGGACAUGCGAGCUCAACGCCGACAACGUGGAUCGCUCCGACUUUGAAAAGUGGUAUGCUCGCAACCUCCGCAACCAACCCGACUGCUUGAUGGGUGUCAAGUCCUGGUACUGGCGCAGAAAGGCUAACGCCGAAUGCAUGGUGCGCGAAUCUUUCAAGGACCCACGAAAGACAGAUGAGGUCUGCCCUUGCACGGAUGAGGACUUUGAGUGCGACUUCAACUAUGUCCUCACGAACGGCGAGUGUGUUUUGGCCGGCAAGGAGUUGAUGCCCGAAGGUUCGUGCAAAAAGGAGGGCGAUAGCUAUCUUGGUUCUUCGGGAUAUCGCAAGGUUCCUGGCAACAGCUGUGACUCCGAACAUGGUCUCAAGAAGGAUGAGCCCAAGACCAAGACCUGUACGGCCCAGGCAGUCCCAACCGAUAUUACGCACUCUGUUACCAAGUUUGAUGCCCCUAUGCAGGGUGGAUUCCAGUACUUCCCCGACACGUCUGUGAGCAUGUUCUUGUCCGAGUCUAAGCAGGUCUGGCGCAGUACUGACGAUGGUUCGACAUGGAAGCGAGUUUUGCCUGAUGCCGGACGCUUUAUCGGCAUCUUUAUUCACGACGUGAACAACAAGCUGGCCUACCUCUUCACAACCAAAGAGAUGUAUGUCACUCACAACGCCGGCGAAUCGUUCGAUAAGCGUGAGCUGCCUAUCCCUCCAAACAAGUUUGGCUUCCCUCUCAUCGACUUCCACCCCGACACCGAUAAGAAUGACUGGAUGCUGUACCUCGGCCAGGAUGAGAACGAUUGCUUCACUAGUCUCUACCGUACUCAGAACGCAGGAAAGAACUGGGCCCUGGUCGACACCUGGGUUGACAAGGCUGUCUACGCCAGUCAUAGAAAGCUGGACAUGCCCGACCACGGAAUCUUCUCGAUGUCGUGGAAGAAGCCCAUGCCUGAGAAGGCCUGCCAGGACGAGGUCUACUCGAACGAUGCCAACCCUCUGCAGAUGAUCUACAGGCUGGACGCCGACAAGCAGCAACGUGUUCUGUUCACCAACGUUGUCCAGUUCUAUGUCGUGGAGAACUUUUUGGCUGUCGCUGUGGAGGAGUCCAGGGAUUUCAUUCUCCAUGUGUCGACGAACGGUUAUAACUUUGCACAGGCGCACUUCCCUUCCAACAUCAGGGUGGAUAAGAACGGCUUCACCGUCCUGCAGUCGACCACCGGAGCGCUUAUGGUCGAUGUAGCCAAGUCGAGUGCUGUCAACCGUGAGCACGGACGUCUCUUCAAGUCAAACAGCAACGGCACUUUCUUUUCCUUGCAGCUCGACAACACCAACCGCAACGAGCGACAGCUUGUUGACUGGGAGAAAAUUGGAGGCAUUGACGGCGUUGUUUUGGCCAACCAACUCACGAACCCGGGAACGAUGGCCAAGGACGGCAAGAAGUACAUCCGCUCUUUGAUCUCGUUCAACGACGGCGCUGUCUGGAACCCUCUUCGCGCACCUCAGGGUGACUGCAACGACAACGACUGCAGCUUGCAUUUACACAGUGUCACCGACUAUGAUGGCCCUGGCGCCGUUUUCAGUGCUCCCUCUUCAGUCGGUUUGGUUUUGGGUGUCGGAAACACCGGCAAAUACCUGCUCCCUCUCGAGAAUGCCGCGACAUAUCUUAGUCGCGAUGCCGGUAAGACCUGGAGGAAAGUGAGCGAUACCCGCACCCUCUAUGAGUUUGGUGAUGAGGGCGGAGUCAUUGUCAUGGUCGAUCCCACUGCUCCUACUCAGGAGGUCUCGUUCUCGUAUGACUUCGGAUCUACCUGGCAAAAGGCCUCCUUCGCAGACGCCCCCGUUAUGAUCCAUACCUUGACGACCGAGCCAACCUCGCACACCUCCAAGAUCUCGAUCACCGGUACCUUUGCCAACGGCGACCGCGACCCCAUCAUUUCAACCCUGGACUUUAGCGGCCGCCGAGAGUGUGUCAUGGACAAGGGCAACAAGGACAAGAGCGACUUCGAGAAGUGGUCCCCCUUCGACGGCGAAGAUGACCGUUGUAUCCUUGGCCAAGAUAUUGUGUACUGGCGUCGCAAGGCGGACAGACCCUGCCUUGUCAAUGACGACGACGGCAAGCCUGAUAUGGAGCAGACCAACUGCAAGUGCACAAAGAAGGAUUUCGAGUGCGACUUUGGCUUCUUCAGGGACGAGACUGGUAACUGCCAGCUGUUUGAGCACGACCCCGAGAAGCCCAAGAACUGUGAAGGCACUUACAAGAGUCGUUCUGGAUUCCGCAAGAUCGAGGCGAGCAAGUGUAGAGACGGUGUGGACUUGACCAACGAGAAGAUCGAGAGACAAUGCGGUACUAAGAAGGAUGUCGAAGCCAAGUUGACCACUUUUGAUAUUGCAUUCAGCCGCGAUCGCGACACCGUUUUCUACUUCCCUGAUUCCGAUGUCGUGAUGCUAAAGUUGGAGUCGCGCGUGUAUAUCAGUAAUGAUGAGGGCAAGCUCUGGGAGGAAAUCAAGAUCGAUGAGACUAUUACUGGUGUGCAGCGCCACCCCUACGACAAGGCGACCGCCAUUAUUGGCACGUCUGGUCGGAAGCAUUUUAUCACACGCGAUCGCGGCCAGAACUGGGAUGCCAUUGAGCCACCAUUGAACUCUGCAUCGACUCUUCAGUUGAACCCUUGGUCCUUCCACCCAACGGAGUCCGAAUGGUUGAUCUACGUAGGCGAGACUGGCUGCAACUUUGACAGGGAUGAGCAUUGCCACGGCGAGGCGUUUUACUCGAACGAUGCUGGACGUACAUGGUUGCCUCUUGCGGCCUGGGUCCGAUCCUGCUCCUGGGCUCAGGACACUGACUUCAAGAUUGUGAACCCCUUCGGUAUCUAUUGCGAGCAGUAUGAUGACCAUUCUGGAUCUCAGCGGAUUCUGAUGAACACCAACACUCCCGUCAAGUUCGUUUACACACCUGACUUCAUGCACUCGUCCAAGGUCCUGUUUGAUGCCAUUGUCGGUUAUGCCACCUACUCAAACUACUUGAUUGUGGCCGAGUAUGUCCCCAGCCAGCGCGCCCUCCGCGUUGCCGUGACCACGGACGGUACUAACUUUUUGCCUGCUCACUACCCCGCCAACAUUGAUGUCGUCAACCCCGCAUACACUGUUUUGGACUCUACUACUCGAUCGAUCUUUAUGGCUAUCAACUCUAUUGAUCGCAAGGGCUCCAAGGUCGGCAACCUGUUCACGUCCAACUCGAACGGCACAUAUUUCUCCCUGUCCAAGAAGCACGUCAGCGAGUCGGACUGGGGCAACGUCGACUUUGAGAAGAUGCAGGGAGUUGAGGGAGUUGCUCUCUUGAACGAGGUCACCAACCCCAACGAGGUCAACCAAGGCAAAAAGAAGAUCCUACGAUCCCAGAUCACCGUCGACAAUGGCAACUCUUGGGGUCCUGUGAACGCCCCUCAGUCGGAUUCCGACAACAAGCCCUACAGCGAUUGUCGGUCGACGGAAUGUAGUUUGCAUUUGCACAACUAUUUGGAUCGCAAGCACGUAGAGGAUCUGUUUAGUUCUUCAUCGAUUCCUGGCAUGGUCAUUGGCGUCGGUAACGUCGGUAAAUCUCUUGGCGAAUACGUAGACGGAAAUACGUUCUUGACGCGCGACGGAGGCCACUCUUGGAAGGAGAUUUUGCGUGGACCUCACCAGUACGAUUUUGGCGAUCACGGAAGCAUUAUUUUGUUGGUCAAGGACGACGAGCGCCCCACGGAUCAUGUCAUCUACUCCCUGGACCAUGGAAACACGUUCAAGCUGUUCGAGUUCUCUAAGGAGGAGGUGAUUGUCAAUGAUAUUGUCACAAAAUCCAAUGGCGUUGGCAAGUCGUUCUUGUUGUUUGCCGUGUCGCGGGCGAGCAGCAAGCAGAUGAUCUUCCAAAUUGAUUUUGAGGGUCUGGACUUCCGCAAGUGUCGCCUGGAUCUGAACGACGAGAAGAAUGACGACUUUGAGCGAUGGGAUCUGGCGGAUUUGCGUGGCGAGAAGUGUAUGUUUGGACGCAAGGUCGAAUACUUCCGUAGGAUCGAGGAGAAGAUGUGCUGGGUCGGAGAGCUCCAGGCCAACCCACGCAAGAUUGAGGACAACUGCCAGUGCACGGCCAACGAUUUUGAGUGCGACUUCAACUAUGAGCCUGAUGGUACUGGUAAGUGUUUGUUGAUCAAGGAGGCCAAGCCGGUUGUCCUGGACGAGAAGGAUGUCUGUGCUCAUCUGCCUGAUGGAGUCGAUUACUACUACGAGUCGAUUGGUUACCGCAAGAUGGCCUUCUCGAGCUGCGUGGGCGACCAUGAGCUGAUGGGCACCAAGAAGUACUGUCCCGGACGCGGUGGACGUGGCUUCUUUGGAUGGUUCGGCAUUCUGCUGGCGUCUGGUGGUGGAGCCUUCGGUGUGAUGUGGCUGUUGAACCGGUACAAGGGUCAUUUCGGACGCCGUGGAUCGUUUAUUCGUCUGGGCAAUGAUGUCUAUGACCAGUUACCGCGGUCAUCGUCUUUGCCUUCGAUGAACAUGCCUUCGAUGAACAUGCCCUCGGUGCGCAUGCCUCGGUCGUUCAGUCGCUUCCAUGUGCCUGAUUUCGCAUACCAGGCCUGGGACAAGGUUGCAGGCGCGGCGACGGCGUUUUUGCCUAAUCGUCUUCGUGGUUAUUUCAGUCCACGGGGUGGAUACCGGUACCAGAACCUGAGCCAGGAGCCCGGGGAGGUGAUUAUGGACGACUAUUUUGAUCAUUAUCUGGAUGAAGAUGAUGAGGGUGGUGCCAUUGCUGUUGGGCGAUCGGAUGGGCUGUUGGGCCAUGGUGAUGGACUCCAGGAUGCGCAGGAGCGGUUCCGGGACGACUCUGAUGAUGACGAUGAUGGUGAGGAGGACCUUGAUGGUAUGGUUUAG